Stylonychia lemnae is the source of this 3492-nucleotide messenger RNA. Lineage: Eukaryota; Ciliophora; Spirotrichea; Sporadotrichida; Oxytrichidae. The record is from the annotation of a GenBank genome assembly.
AUGAUGAUCGAAGACUAUUAUACAAACAAAUCUAUUCUUAUUACUGGUUGUACCGGGUUUUUAGGCAAGGUUAUUCUCGAGAAGAUGCUAAGAAGUCUUCCCGUGGUUAAGCGCAUUUAUAUUGCAAUAAAUUCAAGAGGAGAAAAUAAUGCAGAAUAUGGAAGAUUUAAAAAGGAAAUAUAAGAUUCGCUAGUGUUUGAUAGACUAAGAACAGAACUUGGUGAAAAGGGGCUUAGGCAUAUUAUAAAGUAAAAGGCAAGAGACGAUUUGGGUGUCUCUCCUUAAGUUUAAGAAGAGCUCUUUAAAGAACUUAAUGUUAUCAUUAAUAGUGCAGGAAAUGUCGAAUUCGACACCAGAUUAGAUUAGGCACUUAAAGUAAAUGUCUCUGGACCCUUGAACUUAUUAAAACUAGCUGAAAACGCUACUUAGUUUGAAUGCUUCUGCUAAAUCUCUACAUGCUACACCUUGAUGGAUAAAGAUGGUCUGAUUGAAGAAAAGAUGAUGAAUUCACCAGUCAACUGGCAAGCAAUAUAUAAACAAGUUUAGUAGAUGCCACUCAACGAUAUCGAGCAUUACGGGAAAAUUAUAAUGGGAAACUUUCCUAAUACUUAUGUAUUCACUAAGAGAAUGGCUGAACAUCUAUUGGUCGAGAACAACACUAAAAAAUUACCAAUGAUGAUAAUCAGACCAUCAAUUAUAUCAGCUUCUUUGGAAGAACCAUUCCCUGGCUGGACAGAUUCUAUUGGUCUUAUCGGCGGCAUUUAUCUUUUAGCUGGUCUGGGCAUAUUGAGAGAAAUUCCAGGAAACUCUAAUAACAUUGGUGAUUAGGUACCAGUAGAUAUAGUAACAAACCAGAUUCUUGCAUGCAUCCCAGCCACAGUUUUCCAAGCAAGAACCUCUCCAGAGAAUUUGCUCAUUACUCAUUCUUGCACCAGCAGUGUGAAUCCAAUCAUUUGGUCUGAGAAUAUGGAGUACCUUAGAUUAUACUUUAAGCGUAGCCCUCUCAAGGAUAGAGUUUUCGAGCCUAGCGUUAACAUGAUUAAAAGCGAAAAACUAUUCAAUGCAUCAUUUUACCUGCGAAGAAAACUUCCAAUGGCUAUAGUACACAAGCUAACCAAUGUUUUCGGAACUAAAAUUUUCAAGGGUAAGAUGGAUUAACUCAAGGAUGCUAUCGACAAGUGCGAGGAGAUCGCCGUGCUGUUCAAGCCAUUUACAAAGAAUGAGUGGAUAUUUAGUAACCAGAGAGCCUACAAGAUUUUCAAGGGAAUGAACGACUCUGACAAGAAGAACUUCAACUUCGAUGUAACUAGAAUCAAGUGGAAAAUGUUCAUCAUGAAUCACGGCUAUGGUAUCAAGAGGUUUAUUCUUAAGGAAGAAGCUGAGCAGCCGUCAGUUGGCUACAGUGAUGUGGUUUCAUAUAUGGGCGUCAUGCAUGGAGAGAACUACCUGCCUUGGUUAAGCAGAGGUUAGCCUCUAAAGGUGAGAACCACCGAUGAAAUGAAGCAAAUGAUAUUGAAUAAUAACGAGGUUAAAGAGGUGAUUGCAUCAAUGGUCAGAGAAAGGUCUAAGAAGUUGGCUGAUCAUUUCCAGGUCAUGCCUGAGGAGGACAAGAUAUACAAAGAAAUCUAUAAGGAAGCCAAUAAUGUGAUCGAGAGAAUUAUGAGUACCUACAAUCACAACCUGCUCAUUCCAUUUGCUCAAGUCAUGAAGAAGACGUUCGUGAGCAUCUAUGAAAAAAUUGUUAUCAACGAAAUCACUCUUAACGCAGUCAAGAAAAUCUGUGAUUCUAGAAAAGGACCAGUUAUUUUCUGCCCAACACAUAGAUCUUACAUAGAUUUCCUAUUGCUGUCUCUAGUUUUGUACUACUACAAGAUGGAAGUACCCCAUAUCUGUGCGGGAGAGGACUUCUUGAACAUCAUCAUCGUGAAUCAGAUCCUGAGAUCAGCAGGAGCCUUCUUCAUGCGCAGAACUUUCAAGGGAGACGACCUUUACAAAGCAAUUUUCAAGGAGUAUGUUACUCUGCUUGCUGCUGACAGUUUAAAUAUGGAGUUCUUCAUUGAGGGCACGAGAUCUAGAACCAACAAAAUCCUGAGUCCUAAAUACGGAUUCAUCAGUAUUCUGACCGGAGCCUACUACAAGGAAAGAGUCAAGGACUUGACCUUCAUCCCAGUCACCAUCAACUACACCAGGACUCUAGAGGGAGAGACCUUCCCAUUCGAACUUACUGGAGAAGAGAAGGUUAAGGAGAGUCUUGGAAGAAUCUUGAAAGCAGUGCAAAUUUUCAGCAUGAAUCUGGGAACUAUUUACCUUGACUUCUGCGAUCCAAUUAACUUCUCUGACUUUAAUAAUCAGCAAGUAGCAUUGAACCCUAAACUCGAUCCUUUCAAGAAUGACAAGGACAAGAUAUCUAUCACCAAUGAUCUAGGCUUGAAAAUUAUUUAUGAAAUGUAAAGACAUGUAAGGAUGAUGCCAACCACUAUGGUUUCUUCUAUGCUCUUGAUGCACAGAAAAGGCAUUAAUGAAGAAGAUCUAGAUAAAAAAGUAAGAUGGCUUGGUCAAGAUCUUAUUUCAAGAGGAGUCAUGCUUUCAACUGAAGGCCUUCCAUCAUCAAAUACACUUAAGAUUGGAUUAUUCCAUUUGAAUGACUACCUUGCCAAGAAAAGAGACAUCUUUCAACCCUUAAUCCAGCAUAAAGUUGACUAUAAAAACAUACUUAUGUUAGGCUACUAUAGAAAUCCACUCAAUUACGUUUACUUUAACGAGGGAGUAGUCAUCGUCAGCUUGCUGUCAUUCGGUCUUGAGAGCGCUUGGUCAAUUGAGACUGGAGUUGACAUCAGUUAAAUUAGAGAAAGAGCCAUUUACCUCGCAGACCUUUUGAAGAGAGAAGAAGUCAUUGAGGAAAGAAUUAGCAAGUCAACUCCGCAAGUUUUUGACAAGGUCAUUCAGAGUAUGAUUGAAAGAAAGAUGCUCAUCAGAUCUGAAGUUAAUAGCUAGAAAUUAGCACUCAGGUCGAGUCAGGAAACUUUGAUUAUAUUUGCUGCGUCGCUUGUUUGGCAAAUGGUCGACUCUUACUAUGUCGCUAUUCUUUUCACUCUAUCCAUGAUUAAGAACAAAAAUAUUGAAGCUAGCACCAUUACUAAGAGAAUGCAAUGGCUGGCUGAGAGUCUAUUCGAGGAGAGAACUAUUCCUUACUAUGAAAGCUGUAACCAAGAAAGCUUUAAGAAUGCUGUGAACGCUCUUCUCGACAUGAAAAUCUUUGUGAAGGCUAGCGUCUUCCUCCAACUUAACAAGGUCUAUAGAAAAGAUGAGAAAAAGCUGCAAGAGGUAAUUGCCUAGAUUUCUCAAUUCAGAUAAAACACAAACAUCAAUCAAUUUUUGAAUUAGUUUGAACAAAGACAACUCGUUGAGAGUGGGCCUUCGAACAAUAAACAGCUAGCUAAUGGCAUCAGAAGAUCCGUGCUAGCUGAGUUCCCAUUCUUGGCCAAACUCUGA